This is a messenger RNA of Oncorhynchus gorbuscha (pink salmon), 3895 nucleotides long. Its product is annotated as zinc finger protein ZIC 1. Lineage: Eukaryota; Metazoa; Chordata; Actinopteri; Salmoniformes; Salmonidae. Gene Ontology annotation, molecular function: RNA polymerase II cis-regulatory region sequence-specific DNA binding; DNA-binding transcription factor activity, RNA polymerase II-specific. The coding region runs from base 1712 to 3043 and encodes 443 amino acids. The record is from RefSeq and is a predicted model, not a curated record. The transcript is spliced from 3 exons. Gene Ontology annotation, cellular component: nucleus. Gene Ontology annotation, biological process: central nervous system development; regulation of transcription by RNA polymerase II.
GUAAAUAGCAACACGUGAAGUGCAAACUUCGAAGACAGCUUCAUAAACGAGGGGCUGUAUGCACACGGCGUGAUGAGUACCUAGGGAUUGUAACUUCAGUGCUUUUCAACAUUGACAUGACAUUCGAUCUGAUCUGACCAAUGAGUAUACACGCGCUGUAUCAUGGUACAUGUAUGAUUAUUAUUAGUUAUAUUUUCAUGUCAUUGUGACCUUAUGUUAUUGUUUAAUGUCUUGUCACAUAGACGUUUGGGUCAUGUUGUAGGAUUCCCACGUAACGUUAGAAAAACGCAAUAUAUUGUUGUGUAUAAUCCUAACUCACACUUGAACGGAGAGAGAGAGGGGGGUGUGAGUGUUCUUUUCUGUUCCCCUCUCAUCCGCCGGACAUUUCACUGAAUCCAAAGAUCGCCAUGGAAAUCAACAAAGACACCGCCAUGCCCUCAACUUGUGUCCUAUGAAGAAGACAAAAGCCCGGAUCAACAACAAAGAGUUUGUAGUAAACUGCCUCUCAGUCUCUGUGCUGUCAGAGAAAGAUUGCGCAACAACAGUAUUAACCGACACAUUGACUUCUUGUGCAGCCGAAUGGCCAUGCUCAACAUCAGGAUCUGCACACAACUUAAUGCUCGGAGAAAGUGUAUUUUAACAUUGACUUCUUGUGCAGCCGAAUGGCCAUGCUCAACAUCAGGAUCUGCACACAACUUAAUGCUCGGAGAAAGUGUAUUUUAACAUUGACUUCUUGUGCAGCCGAAUGGCCAUGCUCAACAUCAGGAUCUGCACACAACUUAAUGCUCGGAGAAAGUGUAUUUUAACAUUGACUUCUUGUGCAGCCGAAUGGCCAUGCUCAACAUCAGGAUCUGCACACAACUUAAUGCUCGGAGAAAGUGUAUUUUAACAUUGACUUCUUGUGCAGCCGAAUGGCCAUGCUCAACAUCAGGAUCUGCACACAACUUAAUGCUCGGAGAAAGUGUAUUUUAACAUUGCAUGGAGAGAAUGGUUGUUGCUAUGCAUUAGUUGCAGAGGAACAUGCACGCAUUUGACUUUUAGCAGCUUAUAGUGUGACUGAAAAGCCGAUGACUGUCUACAUUUUCACACCGUCUAUUGUUGCUUUUAUUUCUCUCAACUUUCUUUCUUGUGUUAUUCAGCCGUUUUAACCAAAACCACAGUCAGCAAUCUCACAAUACCUGGGAUUGAUGAUGCACGCGGACCAAUAGGAGAGGGGCCACGGCACGCGGAUUGUUAUUUGAUGGGUGAACGUUGGUAGGGGGAUAGGGCGUCCUCCAAUGAGUGUCUGAGUACCGGGUCACAUGUUGCCCCCCCACCCCCAAACCCUUCCUCCCCAUUCAUCAGGGGUGGACUGUGUUGUCUUUUCAAUUCAUUUAUCUGCAGGAAUGAUUGCGACUAUCAGUCUACUGCUCACCGCUUGACUGGGGAGGUGAAAGUUUCGCCACAGGAAGAGAAACCGCAAAAUACAAUAUUGUAGCCUCCGUGAUUCGCGUGUGGAUCGGAUGAGAGGAAGAACAGGAAACAUUCCUAUCUUGUUUUAGGUAAAUAGAACAUAUGUGGAUUGGAGUUUGCUCAGCUCAGUAAAGUCCGCUAGAUAUUUUUUUUGCAUGCAGAGCAGAGAGAGAGAGAGGUAUAGAGGUCAGAAGAAUAUCUGUGCAUGAUUUUUAAUUCCUGCUCUCAGUUGCCUCAUUGAGUUGUAGACUGACGGAAGAUGCUGCUGGACGCAGGACCCCAGUACCCCACCAUAGGAGUCACUACGUUUGGCUCCUCAAGGCAUCACUCAACAGGCGAAGUAACAGAACGAGAAGUGGCUUUGGGGAUAAAUCCAUUCGCAGACGGGAUGGGCGCAUUUAAAAUCAACCACAGCUCCCACGACCUUAGCUCCGGCCAGACGGCGUUCUCCUCCCAGGCUCCCGGCUAUGCUGCUGCCGCUCUGGGUCACCACCACCACCCGACCCACGUCAGCUCCUACUCCACGGCUGCAUUCAACUCCACCCGGGACUUUCUCUUCAGAAACCGGGGCUUCGGAGACGCAACCAGCGCGCAGCACAGCCUGUUUGCCUCCGCAGCGGGAAGUUUUGCAGGGCCACAUGGACACUCUGAUGCCACCGGGCACCUGCUCUUCCCCGGACUCCACGAGCAAGCCGCCAGCCAUGCGUCAUCUAAUGUCGUCAACAGCCAGAUGCGCCUUGGCUUUACUGGGGACAUGUACGGCCGGGCUGACCAGUAUGCCCACGUUACGAGCCCCCGCUCCGACCACUACGCCUCCUCCCAGCUGCACGGCUAUGGCCCUAUGAACAUGAACAUGGCGGCUCACCACGGGGCAGGGGCCUUCUUCCGAUACAUGAGGCAGCCCAUCAAACAAGAGCUCAUCUGUAAGUGGGUCGAGCCCGAACAGUUGUCGAACCCCAAAAAGGCUUGCAACAAAACUUUCAGCACAAUGCACGAGCUCGUGACCCACCUGACAGUGGAGCAUGUCGGGGGACCGGAGCAGUCUAACCAUAUCUGCUUCUGGGAAGAGUGCGUCCGAGAAGGAAAACCGUUCAAAGCCAAGUACAAACUGGUAAAUCAUAUCAGAGUGCACACCGGAGAGAAACCAUUUCCAUGUCCCUUCCCCGGCUGUGGAAAAGUGUUUGCCCGAUCGGAGAACCUGAAGAUCCACAAGAGGACUCACACUGGUGAGAAGCCUUUCAAGUGUGAGUUUGAUGGCUGCGACAGGCGGUUUGCUAACAGCAGCGACCGGAAGAAACACAUGCACGUCCACACUUCUGACAAGCCUUAUCUCUGCAAGAUGUGCGACAAGUCCUACACACAUCCCAGCUCUCUGCGGAAACACAUGAAGGUUCACGAGGCUACCACGCAAGGACCUCAACCGUCGCCAGCGGCCAGUUCCGGGUACGAAUCGUCCACGCCGCCCACCAUCGUGUCUCCGUCCACAGAGAACCAUAAUUCCAGUUCCAUAUCACCGGCAGCCUCGACAGUACACCACACGACCAGUCACCACACCACGCUGUCGUCAAAUUUUAAUGAAUGGUACGUGUAAAAUAUUUUCACAAAGCCUGCAGAAAUAGGACUGGAGUCAAAGACUUUGAAAGUCAGCCUAUAACGCGACGACCGAGAAAAAAGGAGGAAGCCAAAAUGGUUGGUUAUAACGGCUAAAGAGAGAGAGUGAUGCAUGGACAAGGUGCAAAGCCAGCUACCAAGUUAACGGCUUUUUUCCUGACUGUUUUUUGAAAGACUGCACACAAGAGAUCUCAAUGCAUGCUAUCUGCGGGUCGUGGCCUGAUUUGGUUUUUCUUGUACAUAAAGAUUCCCAGUUCAAAAAUGUAAUAUUUUAUUUUGUAAAUACUUAUAUAACAGUUUAACGGAUUUGUGCAAAUGUGGUCCCUAGAUAUAUGGAAAAUGAAAUGGUUUUACCAAUAAUAUUGCGAUGACUAGUGUUGAUUGAACAGAAUGUUGUAGUUGAUGUGUACCAAAUGUGAAUUACUAAGUAUAACUACCGUCUCCACUAUAUCGACCUUACCGACUAUUAGUCUAUUAAUGUGCUUUUGUAUUUGGUGAAACAUUUCGUCUACGGUCCAGUUGGAGUAGCACAGUACUUACCAUUGCUGUUAGUUAAUGUCAUGUCGAUAAAUCGUGUAUAGUGAAAGUCUGAAACUCCGUGUCGUCUGUUUAUGUAGGCCUUCGUGAUAAAAUAUAACAACUAUUUGUUCAUUACCUUGAUAAUGUCAAGGAACUAUUACCUACAUGUAAAUAGCUAAAUUUUCCAUAUUUAUCUGCAUGUAAAGGGUUAGAAAUGAUCGGUAUUUAUGGAGAAAUGCGCUAGUAUGUAAAAUUUAGUUUGCAAAAAAUGUUUGGUUACAUUUCGUACAAUAUUAAAGGAUUAAAACUACAA